GUGCAGCCGUACGAAGCGGGCACUUAUCUCAACAAAAUCCAGUGCUUCUGCUUCGAGGAGCAGCGGCUGAACCCCCACGAAGUGGUCGACCUCCCGGUGUUCUUCUACAUCGAUCCCGAGUACGCGGACGACCCCCGCCUCGAGAACGUCGACGAUAUCGUACUCUCCUAUACCUUCUUCGAGGCUAAGAAAGGGUUGACAUUACCGUCGUUUAUGUCGUCGCCCGCAGCGCCUACACCCUCGGCACCGACACCACCAUUGCUGCCGACCCCUCCCGGUCCCACACAAGCGGUGCAGAAAUUAAAUUCUCAACGUCUAUUAAACGUGUACCGGUGCUGGUGUGGUGGAGUUUUGUCGACCACACGACUGUCCAACGGUUACUUCGUGGGGGUUCAGCCGCUGCUCCUCGAAGCAGAAGCACUGGAUUUUGUUGAGAUAAGUGCCCGCUUCGUACGGCUGCACACUAUAGGUGGCGAUGCCGUCCACCGGUCGGUCCAACGGGUUCCGGGCCGUGAAGAAGGCGAGUACAGUCUCGCCGGGAAAGCACCGGAUCUCCGGUUGGGUUGGCCUAAAAUUCCAGGCCAUCUGACUCGUCGUCUCGGCCGAGAAGGUGACGCGAAUCAGUCGCUCCUCUUUGGCCGUCAUAUCCAUAAUCUUGCGGUUCUUCUUCUCGUCGACGAAGGCUUUCCCGCCCUUCCCUGUGCUCUGACAGUAGAUCCGGUAGAGGGGAACGGCUGCGUAGGUGCCGCCCAACACCGCCAACACGAAUGCCGUCGCGUAUAUCAUCACGUCUUUGUUACGGCUCCGGGAUGUCAGUCGACGUACUUGACUGCCGUUCAGGUGUCGCACCCAUUGCUGGUGAUGGUGUCGGUGCUGGCGAGCGGCCAG
Oppiella nova is the source of this 888-nucleotide messenger RNA. Lineage: Eukaryota; Metazoa; Arthropoda; Arachnida; Sarcoptiformes; Oppiidae. The record is from the annotation of a GenBank genome assembly.